Messenger RNA from Dermochelys coriacea (leatherback sea turtle), 936 nucleotides. Its product is annotated as olfactory receptor 52M1-like. Gene Ontology annotation, biological process: G protein-coupled receptor signaling pathway. Gene Ontology annotation, molecular function: olfactory receptor activity; G protein-coupled receptor activity. The record is from RefSeq and is a predicted model, not a curated record. Lineage: Eukaryota; Metazoa; Chordata; Testudines; Dermochelyidae. Gene Ontology annotation, cellular component: membrane.
AUGUCAGAUUACAACACAAUCGACUUCACCAACCCCUCCAUCUUCAUCCUGCUGGGCAUUCCUGGCUUGGAGAUGGCCUAUGUCUGGAUCUCCAUCCCCUUCUGUGCCAUGUACACCAUAGCCAUCUUGGGGAACUUCACCAUCCUGUUUAUUGUGAAGAGGGAGACGAGCCUCCAUGGGCCAAUGUACUAUUUUCUCUGUAUGCUGGCUGUCACUGACCUGGUCCUGUCUACGUCCACAACUUUGAGUAUCUUCUGGUUCAAUUCCAGGGAGAUCGAUUUCACAGCCUGCCUCACCCAGAUGUGCUUCAUUCACUGUUUCUCAGGGAUGGAGUCUGGAAUCUUUGUGGCCAUGGCUUUGGAUCGCUACAUGGCCAUCUGCCAUCCCCUGAGACAUUCCACUAAUCUGGCAAGCCCGGUGGUGGCCAAGAUCGGUCUGGCCAUGGUGCUGUGCAGCUGCGUGCUCAUACUCCCCUAUCCCUUCCUGGUGAGUCAGUGGCCAUAUUGCAGAACCAGCAUCAUCCCUCAACACUGUGAGCACAUAGCCAUAGUGCAGCUGGCCUGUGGCAACAUCCGCAUCAGUAGUUACUACAGCCUCUCUAUGGGAUUCGCUGUGAUGGGUCUGGAUGUAUUUUCUAUCACUGUGUCGUACACUCAGAUUCUCAGGGCCGUAUUCAGUCUCCCCACAAAGCACACCCGGCUCAAGACUUUUGGGACCUGUGUCUCCCACCUCUGUGCCAUUUUAGCCUUUUACAUUCCACGUAUCUUCUCCUCACUCAUCUCCUGGUUUGGUGAGAAUGUGCCCCUGCAUUUCCACGUUCUCAUUGCCAAUAUGUACCUCCUGUUGCCCCCCAUGCUAAACCCCAUCAUCUAUGGGGUGAGGACCAAACAGAUCUGGGACAGGCUGUUCAGUCUCUUUACUCAUAAAGGGGCCUAA